This is a messenger RNA of Dendronephthya gigantea, 2964 nucleotides long. RefSeq names its product zinc finger protein 239-like. Gene Ontology annotation, molecular function: transcription coregulator activity; zinc ion binding. The coding region runs from base 479 to 2500 and encodes 673 amino acids. The transcript is spliced from 5 exons. The record is from RefSeq and is a predicted model, not a curated record. NCBI's taxonomy places the organism in Eukaryota, Metazoa, Cnidaria, Anthozoa, Malacalcyonacea, Nephtheidae. Gene Ontology annotation, cellular component: nucleus; Z disc.
GUCAGAUAUAACAACUUCAUGACCGUUUAUUCUUUGUUUUUCUUUCUAAACACUCUUUGUGUUAAAUCUUUUAUUUCUUUGUCGAGAGAAAAACAAUCGAGUCGUGUUGUGUCCACGGAUUUUGUGCUGGGAUACAAGGAAGGUCGUUUGGUGUUUAUUCUAGGCUGAACAGAACUCUUUAUUGUGGUACCACCGAUGUCAGACAAACGUCACAGAUAAGGCUCCAGAUUGAGCCAUACAUUUUGCUCGGUUUUGCAUUAUUAAUGACCAACACUGUGGGCGUACUCAAGCUUAUCACCGACGUAUACAAGCUGUAGCAAUCGUCUGUAUUAAGAACUAAACAACAGAAGAUGUUCUUCGUGGAUCAAUGAUCUUUGAUCAACUCCUGAACGAGUUUAAAUGUGAUUGAACACUCUCAAUAUCCUUGCCCACGGCUAAUAACUAGAAAAGGAAAGCAAGUGAUACCGUGGAAAAAAAGAUGAUGGGUUCGAACGUAAAAGGCAACGUUUGUGUAUCGUUGAAAAAAGUGCCACCAAAGAAGCCACCUCGUCUCCACAUCAGACGUAAACCAGCGAGCUACCAUGCAGAUACUGACUCGCUACAGAGACAAAAGAAUGUUCCGGAGAGUAUUUUGAAAGACAACAAAAGCGAUCAAAGUGAAACGUUCAAUGAAAGAAAUAAUGACGAUGGAGAAGAGGAUAUUUUUGCCAACAGAACGUAUGAUGUCAUUGAACCCCCGCUAGAAGAGAAAGAAUUCUCCGACCUCAAUGUCGAUAUUAUAGAGAAAGAGGCGAGUCAAAUAAACGAACAUAUUUACGAAAGCAUAGAUAAAGUUAUCACAAAGAACACUUCAUCCCAAACAGAGAGUUUUGUUGAGUUGAAUGAAAAUCUCGCGGAAGCGGGAAAUUUUGUGAAAGUUUUCAAAGAGAUCAGUUGUCAAACAGAGACGCCAGAGUCUCGGAGGAACAAGAAAAGAAACAGCGAUACACGGGAAGAAGACAUGGCUGCGUUUGGGAAGACAAAGGAAUCUCGUUUGAGCAGCGAUUCAAGCACAUCGACACAAGACUCGCACGAUAGCGCUGACUCAGGACAUUUCGGUGCAAGAAACGCAGGGAAGAGCCCGCGAUCUCCAGAAUCACCGUAUCUAUGGCAACCGGAAGGGUUGAACCAUGAUGAGGUAAAAUCAUUUAUGAAUUCUUUGCCGCGAGACAAAGUUCCCAGCGCUAUGAAUCCAGAAGGUGUUGCUCACUUCAACUCUCAACUGGCCUACCAGAAUCCAAAACAAGACAGUGACCCAGCACUGUGCAAGAGUCUGAACAAGGAUCAAGAAAUUUCUUUGAAAUGCCUGUACAUGAACCUGCUUGAAGCACGUGGAACUGGAUUCAUAAAGAUCUCAGAAAGCAAUGAAAAUACUUGUGAAGGAUGUGGUAAUAUUUUUAAGAAGAACGAUAUGGUGGUGUCUACUGGCCAAGGAUUACGUCAUCCAUCUUGUUUCGCCUGUACUGUAUGUCAGCAGUUCCUCACCAAGCUCAUUUAUUAUUCAGAUGAUAACAAUCGCCUGUUCUGUGGCAGACACUACGCAGAGUUGUUUAAACCACGCUGUUUCGACUGUGAUGAGUUGAUCAUAGCUGGAAAGUUCGUUCGUGCGAUGAACCACACCUACCACGCAGAGCAUUUCCGUUGUGGUAAAUGUGAAGAAACAAUUGGAGAGAAAAGAUACACGACAGAGGGAAACCAAGCGAUUUGUCUGAGCUGCCACACAGCACAUCUCGCGGAUGAUUGUCAGGCUUGUGGUAAGAAGAUAACGAUCGGUCAGAAGCGUAUGUCCCACGGCAGUAAAAACUGGCACGAGGAGUGCUUCAUUUGCGAAAAAUGUCGAAGUAAUCUUGUUCUUGGCAGCUUCAACAUCAGCGACGAGAAAGUGAUUUGCGGCAAAUGUUAUCAACAAACGAAGAGCAAGAUGUGUUGUACGUGUGGAGAAGAAAUCAAAGCUGGAAGCAGUCUGAUCGAACAUGAUGGAUUAUUUUAUCAUAGCGAUUGCUUCUGCUGUAAAAGCUGCCGUCAGCCGAUCAAGUCCAACUUCAUGGAGAAUGAAGGAUCGUUUUAUUGUCCUUCUUGUCAUCGCAACCUCUUCUCAGAGAAAUGUGUGCAAUGCGGCCUGGCCAUUGUAGGAGACGGUGUCACGUAUAACAACGAGGUUUGGCACGACUCUUGUUUUGGUUGUUACAAUUGUCAGCAGCCUUUAUCCACACGUAAGUUCCUGAUACGAGAGGGAAACCGGUAUUGCAACUGUUGUUACGAAGAUAUCUUCGCAAAGCAGUGUCAUAGUUGUUGUAAGAAGAUAAAAGACGGUGCUUAUUUGACAACGAAUGAUCUCUACUGGCAUAGUGAUUGUUUCAAGUGUACAGACUGUCACAAAGAUUUAGGACACAUUGGCUUCCAUAUGGUUAACGAGAAGACAUAUUGCUCAGACUGUCCAAGAUCUGUAUUUUUUCAUUGAUUUAUACAGAUAAAGCAAAUAAUGUUUAUUCCCCUGAACCCAUGGGGUGCGGUUGCCACCUCAUUAAUUGGAGAAACAAUAUGGUGAUCACCCUACCAAAGUCAGGGUUUUUACUACACCCUUUUGCAUAUUCAAGAUAACCCUGUUGUAUACUAGGUUAUGUUUGUAGAUAGUUAAUAGAUGUACUAUAUGAAAGGAGUUAAAAUUCAGGAUGUAGUAAUUAUGAUAAUUGGUCAACAACUGGUGAACAGUACUAUUCAGAUUUUAGUUCUCCAAAAACAAGUGUGUGCUGUUUGUUCACAUUAUGAAAUAUUUAUUGUUGUAUGAUAUAAAAAUACAUAUUAAUUUAUAUAAUUUAACAAACACUGAGUUAAUCAUCAUAAUCUAAAUGAUUUCAGAAGAUAUUAUCCGAUUAUAAAUAGUUGAAAGUUAUGAGCAAAUAUUAAAUAAUAUACAUCGCAACU